Messenger RNA from Pocillopora damicornis (cauliflower coral), 4795 nucleotides. RefSeq names its product QRFP-like peptide receptor. Lineage: Eukaryota; Metazoa; Cnidaria; Anthozoa; Scleractinia; Pocilloporidae. Gene Ontology annotation, molecular function: G protein-coupled receptor activity; peptide binding. Gene Ontology annotation, biological process: cellular response to hormone stimulus; G protein-coupled receptor signaling pathway. The record is from RefSeq and is a predicted model, not a curated record. Gene Ontology annotation, cellular component: plasma membrane.
AGUUUUUUUUUUUUGAUUUUGUCACCCUUUUCAAUGGAAUAUCCAUCUCAAUCUAAAGACCUAAACGGGGAUCCUGGUUCUGAUGGUUAACAUAACUCGUUGCUCCUUGAGAAGCGGAGAAAAAUGUUAUGUGGCACUAGAAACUUAACGUUUCACUGAUGAGUCAUUAUGGUCCAUAAUCGUGACGCAUCAUGUUAAAACCCUUCCUUUACACAACAUCCGUCCACAAUUUAAUUUAUCCAUCUGAGAACAAUCAAGGAACAUCACGCGGUGAACAAUAAGUUCUGUCAGGAGCUCAUUUAUGGGCUCCUGUUUGUGUGGAAUCACGAUAUGAUACCUCCUCGACAACUCCCCCAAUCAUUAUUCAAUUGUUUAACUCUUCGUAGAAGAGCAAUCAAGGAAUAUAGCUAACAAUAAGUUCUGUCAGGAGCUCAUUUAUAGGAUCCUGUUUGUGUGGAAUCACAAUAUGAUAGCACAUCGAGAACUCCCCCAAUCAUCAUUCAAUUGUUUUGUCGGUUGGUGAGAGCCAAACUCGAUAUUAACACUGGAAACUUAACGCCUUUCGCGAAAUUAGUCGUUUUAUUGCAAACAACUCUUGAAAGAUUUUGUUUGAGGUUUAUUUUUUUCUCGAAAAGCUUUGUUUCGUGACGAAGGGGUCUUGCAUGUUUGAAAAGAUCGCGGGACUCAAAAAAAGGAAAAACGCCACGUUCGUAAAAAUAUUUUUUUGUCAGUAUUGCUAAACGAAUCAAGUUAAGCUUUUUGACAACCGUUAUAGUGUUUGCGUAAUUAAUGGUUCUACGUACAACACCUGCUGAUUUGGCGAUUAUAUAUUUUUGGUAAUUAAUUUCGCUUUUGGGUUUUUUCCAAGCAUUUUACAUACUUAAAAGAACCCUACUUGAUCUUACCUUCUCCUGUCUACUGGUAAAUGCGGAUAACUUUAUCAUUUUUCGGUCAAAACCCUUGAAGAAGUAUCUUGUGAAAAUAAAUGAACAAUAACUAAAACCAAACUCUGUCUUUUGUCGAUUAUUUGAGUUGCAAAUUUUUUUAAAAUUUACAAUAAAACGUCAUUAAAGGAACAUUACCCAAUCAGGGAGAGAGCGAUUAAAGGCGAGCCGUAAAACAAUAAAUUGCAAGCUAUUUUGGUCAGUGCAACAAACUCCGUCUUAACAAAAAGACAACAUCGCUGAAAAAAUUGCACUUUUUGUUCGAUAUUAGCACCUAGAAAGUUGAGCUUUAGGAAACUUUGAAAGCGUGCUCCUACGCUGUUCAUGUAACACCUCAUUGAAUCUUUUGUGCGGUUUAUGCAGUGAAGUGAAUCGAAUCUGGCAUAUUUGAAGUCGUAACAUAUUUGAUAUUUGAAUGUAAAUGCCGCAAGAAGCGCUGAGGUCAUUAUCGUUUUCCCAGAUUAUCGUGGAAAACGUGGGUCAACAAAGACCUUAGUGGGUCAACCAAUCGAUUUACUUUUCUAAUCGCCGACUAUCUCUCGAGUCACGUAAAAGUAGACGAAAUGGAACAGUUCUAAAUUAGCAGACUGUAACUUGAGAUCGAUUUACGACGUGUUUAUGUUGUGAAGAUUAGUACAGGUUACAUCUGGUAACGUUUUAAGCUCUACGUGAACUCAUCCAAAGUCCAUAGGUUGGUCAAACAUUUCGCUCCGGUCACAUCACGCGCAAGGUAGACCCUAAAUAACUACACGUGCACCCCUGGGAGACAAAACAAACCAAAAACGCUGGCGCCAUCGUAGUAUCAAGAAGGACAAGGUUCCCUAGAGAUGGCUGAUUUGAGAAGUGAGACAAACAUAAGUCACGAACAUGCCGGUAUCCAAAAGCACGAUGAAGGAUUCAAGAUCGCAAUCUUAACGUGUCUCGGUGUCGCUGCUGUGGUGGGACUUUUGGGUAAUGGACUUGUAGUCGCAGUUAUUUUACGAGCGAAAAAGAUGCGUUCUGUGAUGAACCGCUUCAUACUUCAUCUAGCAAUCAGCGAUUUGAUUGUGAGCACUGUCGCUAUCCCGUUGUUUUUGGUGGUCAACUUUAAAGAAGGCAUCGGAAUGAAAAGCUACAGUUUGCCCAUUUGUAAGGUCGCCAGGUUUUUCCAGUACCUGUCGCCUGAAGCGUCCAUGACUUUGCUCAUCACAAUCGGAUGGAAUCGCCACCAAGCUGUUGUGCAUCCAUUAAAUAUCAUGUCAUAUGGCACAGCGAAUAAGCUGAUUCUCGGCGCUUGGGUCUACGCGCUUCUCGUCGUGUCGCCAAGCUUGUAUUUGACUGUGUUAAAGGACGCUCCUCUGGAUCCCAACACAAACGAGACCUUCACCUAUUGUGCAACCAUUCCUGCUACUACUUUACCUGGUCUCAUUUACGUGAUGUUCCUCGGGUUGUUUGGGUAUUUGUUCCCUUUGGCUACCUUAAUCGUCCUAUACGGAAAAAUCUACCGGACAGUUUGGAGAAGGAAGAGUGGCCAGCUAGGAGACUCGCGUCCGGUGGAGGCUUUCAUCCGCAGCCGUAAGAAGGUACUGAAAAUGUUCCUAACGGUUAUUCUAGUUUUUCUUGUCACCUGGCUGCCGUUGUUGAUUUAUAUUAGUGCGAUUGAAUGGACCGUGAAAAGUACCACGAGUCAUGUGGAUUAUGUGCGACUUAUUACGUAUUCGUUGGGAUUGUGUAACAGCAUCUGCAAUCCUUUUAUUUACGCGCUUUUUAACGGGAAGUUUCGAGCCGGCUGCAAAGACAUGUUCACGUGGAGCGUGAACGCUGCGCAACGCGGAAAGAAAAGCCCGCACGGAGAAAACGUGGCGGCGAACGGGGCCAGGCGAAUACGAGAGGCGCAGAACGUGUUUACCAGACGGGGCGGUUUUCAUGGUACUAAGGGAGAUGAAAAUAAAAAACCGAAAAAUUCAUCCAAGAAGGAAGAGGAGUCGACGAAAGAGUCAACGCAAAGUAGCUCCUUGUCAGUAAAUAAUAUUAUUGGGCGGCGUUUUAGAUCACUCACUGAUGUUGACUGUUAUAAAGGCAGUGGCUCGACAGAAGUCAUUGAGUUAGUACGCUAUAAAAAGACCAUGGAUCCUGACGAAGUCUUCACUGACUUUUCGCAAUCUUCACCGAAAAAAAACCGAGCAAAGAACGGCGAUAACCUUGUUAGAUUUGCAAAUGAGGGAUAUUCACCCAUCAUGACCAACGGUGACUCUGAUGCCUCAGGGAAUCGGAAGGUUGAGAAAUCAAAAGACGGAUAUAACAUCCUGACGGAGGAUCCUGCUUCCCUUAUUGCGGAAAAAAGAGCAAGAACAAAGAGCGAAGGCUAUGAUUAUAAGAAAACCAAGCGAGGUCUCCCAGAGCAAAGAAUUUUCAGUAUGCCUGCUGCAUUUCAUUAACUUGUUUUGGCCAAGGACUGCUGUAAAGAUUAUUCUUUGGAAAUGAAGACCUCCUUCGUCGAUUAGAAACGAGCGAUGAAUAUGAACUAAUCGAGGACAAAUUAGCGUAACAAGAAGAUGAAUGCGAUUUAUUCCCAAUAUCCGUUAUAGCUGUGAAGCAGGAUAGAAUGGUUUAUAGUAUAGCAGGUUCAAGUUGCUCGAUGUUUUUUCUCGAUAUUUACCGUCUGUAGAUUGCAAGGGCAUGGAAACAAAUAUUUCAAGACUUUUUUGGCCUAAGAUCGUUAGAGAUAAGAUCUUUGCUUUUCUUUUGAUGUCCAGCGAGGGUUCGGAGAAUAGAAAAAGCAGAUUACGAAAGGCUUAUCUCGCUGAUUUUGAUAAAUGUCAUUAUUUGUCCAGCUGCUAUGUUUGAAAGUGUUUCCUUUCUGCGUGAAAACAAAGCGGUUCUCGCUGCGUUAGGAAAAAAAUAAUCGCGUGGUCCGAAUUUCUUAAUUUUAAUAUUUGUUCAAACAUAUAUCAGUUUUACGCUUUCAGUACUUAAAACUUGUCUUACUGCCAUCGUCAAUAAUGGAAAUCCGUUGUUAAACAACUCUAUCAUUAGCGAAUUAUCUGCCGUGAUCUUAAAGGAAAACGUCUGCUGUGUUUUCGCGAAAGCUGUCGUGGAAUCAUCGAAAAUUUAACUGCAAAUUUAACCUAAAUCACUAUGUUUCGUAAUGUAAAGUUUUAUUAUAAUUGAGUUAAAAAUCAUUUCCCGGAACAGAUAAAAAUCAACUGACUUUUUCCGAUAGCAUCGCAUGAUUAUGAUUCGGUUAGAAUCUUCGUAAUGGACAACGGAAAUGACUGUUUGGCAUUAGCCAUUAUCUUUAAAUUAUUCCUUAUUGUUUUAUGGCCGUGAAUAUUAUUGUGACUAUUUUUCCCAAGGUAGAUUGAGGUCUCCAUUAUUUAAAUUUCUUCCUAUGUACAAAAGAUACUUUUUAUUUAUAAUCCUUUGUCGAUACACGAUCGUGAGAAGAUCAUUCUCACUCACGGUGCACUCAGCGCGGUAAUUACUAAAUAAGAACCUCCCUAUGUAUGGCACGGAAACUAAAUCAGAGGUCACUUAAAGUUGAAAAAUAUUGCUAAGUAGUUCUCCAAAGAUGUGCCAUAUCGAAUAAUCAAAUUUUGGUUCUAGUUCAUUCCAAACACAAUAUUUGGAUAUUGGAAAUAUAAAGUUUGUAGUUGGAUGUUUACCAUUAACAUUCGUUACUAUGUAAACGUAACUUUAAAGUUAGAAUUUACUCUCGCGCAAACUAAGGGAAAUAUUUGUUAGCAAGUUUCAUUUGAGUUAUGCCAGGUUGUAAAAACUUGUGGAACUAAGAUGUUGUUGAAACUUUCCUAUUGUAAUAUUGUUACUCCUGUAGAGUUGGUAAUUUAAGAAAACUCGAAUAUUGCCUCUGU